Messenger RNA from Procambarus clarkii (red swamp crayfish), 1086 nucleotides. Lineage: Eukaryota; Metazoa; Arthropoda; Malacostraca; Decapoda; Cambaridae. The record is from RefSeq and is a predicted model, not a curated record.
AUGGAGGAGAAGCUGUUACCCAUGCAGCAAGUCACCCCUCUCCACGACGCUGAAAUUGUCCAGUGGAAAGCUGUUUUAUUAAAGUCUGAAGGUUGGACAGAACACCUGGUCGAGUCUGGAGGUUGGACAGAACACCUGGUCGAGUCUGGAGGUUGGACAGAACACCUGGUCGAGUCUGGAGGUUGGACAGAACACCUGGUCGAGUCUGGAGGUUGGACAGAACACCUGGUCGAGUCUGGAGGUUGGACAGAACACCUGGUCGAGUCUGGAGGUUGGACAGAACACCUGGUCGAGUCUGGAGGUUGGACAGAACACCUGGUCGAGUCUGGAGGUUGGACAGAACACCUGGUCGAGUCUGGAGGUUGGACAGAACACCUGGUCGAGUCUGGAGGUUGGACAGAACACCUGGUCGAGUCUGGAGGUUGGGCAGAACACCUGGUCGAUACUGGAGGUUGGGCAGAACACCUGGUCGAGUCAGGAGGUUGGACAGAACACCUGGUCGAGUCUGGAGGUUGGACAGAACACCUGGUCGAGUCUGGAGGUUGGACAGAACACCUGGUCGAGUCUGGAGGUUGGACAGAACACCUGGUCGAGUCUGGAGGUUGGACAGAACACCUGGUCGAGUCUGGAGGUUGGACAGAACACCUGGUCGAGUCUGGAGGUUGGACAGAACACCUGGUCGAGUCUGGAGGUUGGACAGAACACCUGGUCGAGUCUGGAGGUUGGACAGAACACCUGGUCGAGUCUGGAGGUUGGACAGAACACCUGGUCGAGUCUGGAGGUUGGACAGAACACCUGGUCGAGUCUGGAGGUUGGACAGAACACCUGGUCGAGUCUGGAUGCUGGACAGAACACCUGGUCGAGUCUGGAGGUUGGACAGAACACCUGGUCGAGUCUGGAGGUUGGACAGAACACCUGGUCGAGUCUGGAGGUUGGGCAGAACACCUGGUCGUGACUGGAGGUUGGGCAGAACACCUGGUCGAUACUGGAGGUCGGACAAAACACCUGGUCGAGUCUGGAGGUUGGACAGAACACCUGGUCGAUACUGGAGGUCGGACAAAACAACUUGCAAGCUGGAUGUUGUAG